This is a messenger RNA of Hibiscus syriacus, 2049 nucleotides long. Its product is annotated as GPI transamidase component PIG-S-like. The record is from RefSeq and is a predicted model, not a curated record. Gene Ontology annotation, cellular component: GPI-anchor transamidase complex. The transcript has 13 exons. Lineage: Eukaryota; Viridiplantae; Streptophyta; Magnoliopsida; Malvales; Malvaceae. Gene Ontology annotation, biological process: attachment of GPI anchor to protein. Bases 45 to 1859 code for a protein of 604 amino acids.
CAAAGUGCAGAACAGAAUAAAGUGCAGCUGCAGCUUCUCCAGCAAUGGCAGAAAUCUCAGAAGCUCACGACUCGGAUUCCUCGAAAUUACAAGACAAUGGUAGUGAAGCACCACAACGACCCGAAUCUGAACCGGACUUCGACCCAAAAUUAAUGCGUAAAACCAAACCCGGAUUGAAGCGCCUCUUUCUUACCUUUUCCGUCCUCUUCUCCUUCCUCCUUGGUUUCCCAUUCUUAUGGAAGUCCGUUGAAAUCUACCGUUCUCCUCUUCCGUUUAGCGAAAUCGACUCGCUCUCGACUCAGCUACGAUCCGAUAAUUUACUAUUGCCGCUCCAUUUCCACGCCCUUUUCGUCGGAUUUGAUUCCGAUCCCGAUAGCGUCCGUCGGCCAAUCCUAUCCGAAAUUGCCAAACCGACCUCUCAAAACCCUAAAUGCUCCAACAACUAUACUCUCUCUGUCACCGUGGAUUUAGGCUCACGUUGCCUCCGCAGCCCAACAUCGUCUCCACAUUCGAGUUCUUACCGGUGCGGAUCAAUCACCGCCUCUGAUUUUGUUCAGAACGAUGAUGUGGCGGUCGAUGAGAGGCUGGCGUCAGUUUUUGGCGGGAAAAACAAUGGGUACAGUGUGGUGGUGGUGAAGGGUGGGAGUGAGAGAGCUGUUGUGGGGAAGCAUAGACACGCGUGGAUGGUAGUUGGAGAUGGCAGCGAGGUGGAGGUUGCAGCCUUGAAGGUUGCGGAGCUGUUGGUGAAGGUGUUUAUUAAUGGAGGAAGGGAGGAAGGGUCGAUUCAGAACGAGUUUAUGCCCGUAGGAACCAAUGGGAAGAUAGUUCUUUCCUUCAAUUUGCUCAAUGCUGAUCCACGUGAUUGGGUUUAUGAUUGGGAUUUUGAGAAGAUAGAUGAUACCUUGUUGGCCCCUAUGAUUGAGGCUUUGGGACCAGUGGCGAACAUCAGUGUAGAAAGUCAGGUUUUGUACCAUACACCAAAGGCCUUGUUCUCUUAUUGGAAUCAAAAGUUGGAGAGCUAUGUCUUUAGCACCAAAGAUCUUCCUUUCUUUGUAAAUUCUAAUGAAUGGCACUUGGAUACUUCAAUUGCAGCUGGUGAGCGCUCAAAGAUAUUGCAAUUUGCGGUAUAUGUACCAUCUGCAAAGGAAUGCCCUCUUCUUCUCCAGCUGCCAAAUGGAGAGAUUUCUAAGACAAAUGGCUUUGUAUCUCCAAUGUGGGGAGGUGUUAUUGUUUGGAAUCCCCGAGGCUGUUUAAAGGAUACAGAUUUCGAGUCCAGUGCCAAGAACAUAAUUCCAAUACAGGAUCUUGAGAACAUGUUUGAAGUAUUCAUUGGGCAGUUCCGGCAACUUUUUGGUUUCAAAUCUGUCAAUGUUUAUGCUGGUGCAUCAGGCGAUUGGAAUCUUCUGCCUAGUGAAAGAGGUUUUACUGAGUGGGAAUUGGAUGUCUUGUCGCGGCAGCAAACAUGUUUUAAUCUCCAUUCAUGUGUUACGACACUUGGAUCACUUUCGAGAUUGGUUCAAUCACUGCCAAGGAUGAUUAUCAUGGAUGAGAUCGGAAAACAGGUAAAGUUUUCUCUUGAGGAUGCAAAGCUGGCACUAAGUAAUGCUUCUAGUGGAGAGUAUGAAUAUUCAGCUGCCUCCUCUGGUAAAGCAAGGUCUCUGGCAGAGGAUGCCUUUUUGCACCCAUCGAUUAUGUCUGUUAGCUACUAUUCCUUCGAGCACUGCUUUGCUGUCUACUCGCCCUUCUUUUUGCCGGUUUCAAUGCAUGUUAUGCUUGCAGCUCUGAGAGAAUUGAGACGAUAUAAGCAAGAAAAGGCAAAGUACCUAGCUUGGAAGGCUAAAGAAAAACCAGCAUCUUAAGUAUUUCCCUGGAUGGAAGACUGACAUCAAGCAAUAGGGAAGAUACUAUAAGGCAUGGGAGAAAUUCAAGCAACAAUACAAGAUAUGAGACAAUUUUUGAAAAACUCUAUGCAGGUUUGUAUCCAUAGAAAAUUUAAUUAAAUCUGUUGAAUUUGAGAAUAUUUUCAUGAGUCCAAGUUUUGGAUAUAUG